AUGAUGGUGCUAAGCCAAGCUCCCGGCGGAGCUCUCUCAACCAGAAGAUGUGCCACCACCUCCUCCAUACAAUUCACCCUCCGUAAACCGCCAUUGUUUCCUCAAUUCGCCCAGCCCAGCCGGAAUUCCCUCUCCGACCACCACCGGCGACGCCUAUGCCUAACCCUCUCCAAGGCUGAGGGCGGAGGAAUUGACGCCACCACUUCAGCAACCACACCGCCCGUCAUCGAAGAGCCAACACCCCGUCCUUCUCCUCCUCCGGCGGCGCUAGGGAGCACUGAUACUGUUUUCGUCGGUCAACAAAAUGUCCCUCUGGAAGGCGUUAUCCAGUUCGAGAAGCCUAGCUCUGCUUCUACUUCGCGAAUUGAGAAAUGGGGUCGGGUUGCUCUGCUUGCUGGAGGGGAUGUGGUGUCGUUGCUAAUUUUCUCUGCAAUUGGAAGAUUCAGCCAUGGUUUCCCUGUAUUUGACAUGGAGACAUUGAGAACUGCCGAUCCUUUUGUUGCUGGGUGGUUUCUUGGUGCUUACUUUCUUGGGGGCUAUGGUGAAGAUGGCCGUGGAAUGAAUGGUACUUCUAAAGCUGUUGUUGCAGCUGCCAAGUCUUGGGCUGUGGGGAUUCCCUUGGGGAUAGUCAUAAGAACUGCAGCAUCAGGGCAUGUUCCAGCCACUGCCUUUAUGUUAGUGACAAUGGGAAGCACUGGUGUUUUGCUAACUGGAUGGAGAGCACUGGCAUCCAGCAUUCUUCCUAAGAAGGACAGUAAGAAGGAUGAUGUGUACCGACGCGGCAACCCCUUUGAAUUGUUUGAGUUGCUCACAUCGUUAGUACGAAGGUGGUAA
This is a messenger RNA of Linum trigynum, 834 nucleotides long. Lineage: Eukaryota; Viridiplantae; Streptophyta; Magnoliopsida; Malpighiales; Linaceae. The record is from the annotation of a GenBank genome assembly.